UACGGAAAGAAUAUAUAUAGGAGAUGAACUCGAACCAAAUAUUGCAUUCAGUCAGCUGAGCCUCAGAGCAAUGGCAAACAUGGGCAAAUUCCUUGCUAUUCUAGUUUUUACAUUAGUGUGCAACUGCAUAUUCAAACAAUGUGCAGGUGAUACUGUGAGUUAUGAUCAUAGAGCCUUAGUUAUUAAUGGGAAAAGAAGAAUUCUCAUCUCAGGGAGUAUUCACUACCCACGAAGCACUCCAGAGAUGUGGCCGGGCCUUAUCCAAAUAGCGAAGGAUGGCGGUUUGGAUGUUAUCGAGACCUAUGUGUUUUGGAACCUCCAUGAAAGUAUACGAGGCCAGUAUUAUUUUGGGGGAGAAUAUGAUUUAGUGAGGUUUGUGAAAACGGUGCAGCAGGCAGGCCUUCUUGUGCACCUCCGCAUUGGUCCUUAUGUGUGUGCAGAGUGGAAUUAUGGGGGAUUUCCUCUCUGGUUGCACUUCAUUCCAGGAAUUAAGCUUCGAAUGGACAAUGAACCUUUCAAGAGAGAGAUGCAGCGAUUUACUACAAAAAUUGUGGAUAUGAUGAAGGCAGAGCGACUUUUUGCAUCCCAAGGAGGACCUAUAAUCUUGUCUCAGAUUGAGAAUGAGUAUGAGCUUGCUGAAUAUUAUUAUGGAGAACCUGCAAAAUCAUAUGUCAAAUGGGCAGCAUCUAUGGCAGUUGGACUCAAUACAGGUGUCCCUUGGGUAAUGUGCAGACAAGAAGAUGCUCCUGAUCCAGUUAUAAACACUUGCAAUGGUUUUUAUUGUGAAGGAUUUACUCCCAAUUCUGUUAAAAAGCCCAAAAUUUGGACAGAAAACUAUGUUGGCUGGUUUCAAGCAUUUGGUGGUGCAGUACCAUAUAGGCCUGUGGAGGAUCUGGCAUUUAGUGUUGCACGCUUCUUUCAAAAGGGUGGCACUAUGCAGAAUUACUAUAUGUAUCAUGGAGGAACCAACUUUGGUCGUACAGCAGGAGGCCCCUUUAUUGCUACAAGUUAUGACUAUGAUGCUCCCAUUGAUGAAUAUGGAAUGGUGAGGCAACCAAAAUGGGGGCACCUUAAAGAUCUACAUAGAGCUAUUAAACUUUGUGAACCAGCUAUGAUAAGCUCAGAUCCUGAAUAUCGCUAUCUUGGACCUGGUUUAGAGGCACACCUUUACUACACAGACUCGGGAAUAUGUUCAGCAUUCAUUGCCAAUACCGAUAAGACAAAAGAUUUAACUACAACAUUUAAUGGAAACACUUAUAGCUUACCUGCAUGGUCUGUGAGCAUCCUUCCGGAUUGUAAAAAUGUUGUCUUCAAUACAGCAAAGGUUACCACAUUCACCACUUCUGCACAAUUGGAAUUUGUGGAGAGCACUAGUGGGACAGUAGGCCCAACAUGGAAGUGGUACAAAGAGCCUAUAGGAAUAUGGGGGCCUAAUGCAUUUACAAAAAAUGGUCUAGUGGACCAAAUAAAUAUGACAGGCGACUCAAGUGAUUACUUAUGGUACUCAAUAAGUUUUGAAGUUACCAGUGAUGAACUUGCUGAUGGCACCUGGCCAUUUCUAAAUGUCAAGACAUUGGGACAUGCACUGCAUAUUUUUAUCAACAAACAGUACAUAGGUACUGGGACUGGUAGUAAUUCAAAUCCAAAAUUUACCAUGUAUAAGCCAAUAUUUGUAAAACCAGGAAAGAAUACAUUGGACCUAUUAAGUAUGACUGUGGGCCUAAAGAAUAUUGGCCCAUAUUAUGAUACAGAAGGUGCAGGAAUUACAGGCCCAAUUACUUUGAAAGGCUUGAAAAGUGGUACACAAGAUCUUUCAAUGUGGCAAUGGACAUAUCAGAUUGGAUUGCAAGGUGAGCAACUCGGUCUCUAUCGUGGCGAUAGUGCAAAUAGUAGAUAUUGGACUACAGGAUCGAACCCACCCAUAGCACAGAGUAUGAUGUGGUACAAGGUUGAAUUUGAAGCUCCAGAUGGCAAUGGUCCAGUAGUUUUGGACCUUAUAAAAAUGGGAAAGGGUCAAGCCUGGGUAAAUGGACGUAGUAUUGGACGUUAUUGGCCUCUCUACCUCUCUCCAAACGAUGGCUGCAGUACAUGUGACUAUCGAGGAAUGUAUAAUGAAAACAAAUGUUUGAGUAAUUGCGGCCAACCUUCUCAAAAACUGUAUCAUGUUCCUCGUUCAUGGAUUCAGUCUACAGGAAAUGUAUUGGUGUUGCUUGAGGAAAUUGGCGGUGACCCAACCAAAAUAAAAAUUCUUACUAGAUCUAUAGCGCCGCUGUAGAAAAAUCUCCUGCAGUGGAGGCGAUUUGCAGCUGAUUAAUUUACACCAUCAAAAUUUCCACAAAAUUUGUGUAUCAAGCUCGAUUUAUGUAGAUCAACUUAAUAAGGAACACUAUCAUAUCAAAAUGUUAUUGUUCCAUAUAUAUAUUUGUAAUUAUAAAGGAAUACUUCCCCAAGGAUUAAUAUUUCCAAGGAUUUUACAUCAAAGAUGUAAAAGACGACCCUAAUGUACAUCCUUACACCAAGUUUGACGUUUACAUCUGCUCAAAUAAUAGUUACUAUUUAUCAUAUGGUUGCGCAAGGUGACCAUAAAGAUGUUCAGAGAUGUUCAGAUCUUUGGUUUGAAUAAAAAUUACCAAUAUUUCAAGAUUU
This is a messenger RNA of Cryptomeria japonica (Japanese cedar), 2646 nucleotides long. Its product is annotated as beta-galactosidase 8. Gene Ontology annotation, biological process: carbohydrate metabolic process. Bases 71 to 2275 code for a protein of 734 amino acids. Gene Ontology annotation, cellular component: cell wall; vacuole. Gene Ontology annotation, molecular function: beta-galactosidase activity. The transcript is spliced from 18 exons. The record is from RefSeq and is a predicted model, not a curated record. Lineage: Eukaryota; Viridiplantae; Streptophyta; Pinopsida; Cupressales; Cupressaceae.